AUGAAAGUAAAUUCCACAGUUAAAAAAAGUGUAGAUUCUCUUAAUAUUACAAUACCAUUUCCGCCUGAUGUCACUUCAUAUAAUCUAAUUGAAAAAGCUAUUUUAAAAUUAAAAGUUUCAGGCAAAACCUCCCGAAUCCCCAACGCUUUUAUAGCUUAUAGAAUGUGCUUUUGCAAAGCAUUGCAGGCUUUAAAUCAUCCGGUAGUCACUCAACCUCAACUUUCAGCGAUUUCAAAGGAGUUUUGGUUAAAAGAACCGGACUAUGUUCGUGAGGAAUACCAGAAAAUAGCACUAGAGGCGAGAAAUUUCUAUAAACAAUUGUGUAUUGACCAGAAAUUGCAAGCUCACGAACAAAAAACUAAGUUGAAAAGUGUUCAAGAAAGUUCUCUUUCUAUACCUUAUAAUAGUCCUGCCCUUAGUUCAAAAUCGUCGAAUUCGCCCAAAAUUGACAGCUUAUCUUCAUCUAUUUCAACUCCAAAAGAUGGAAACGAAUUGACGAUCAACGAAAUUUUUGAUCAUUCCAGAAUAUUACCAUCACAAGUUGAGUCUCAUAAUACGCCAUACUACGUAUCGGGUGAGGGUUCGAUUAAUUUAACUAGUCCUUCGUUUUUAUCAAACCCAUGUGAUGAGUGUAUGGGUAGAAUUGAAGCUUUAACUCAACGUGUUGUGGAUUUAGAAAACAAAUUAACCAAACUUACAAGAUCAGUUCAAUCAAAAUCAGUAGAAAAUUAA
This is a messenger RNA of Ambispora gerdemannii, 732 nucleotides long. The record is from the annotation of a GenBank genome assembly. NCBI's taxonomy places the organism in Eukaryota, Fungi, Glomeromycota, Glomeromycetes, Archaeosporales, Ambisporaceae.